GGUAGUGGCGAGGCGACGUCGUCCACCUCUGGAGACGGCGAGACAGCUCCCUAUUUCCGGCGAAGCAGCAACAACAGCGCCAUCUAAGACCGGCGUAGCUCCCCCUCUCGCUGAAGUUCCGAAAUUGCCCCUGGCAAGCCAUUGAAGGACACGAUUCCUUACAUCCAAUGUUUAAUUACACUUAUAAAAAUCAUCAGUUUGGAGAAAUCAGCAUAAUUAAUCUCCUUACGGAUUACUGAUCAUUGUCAUUCCACCACAAAAAUGAAUCAUCAUAUCGUGUUAAAUUUUCCCCCACUUGGAAGUUGCGGCAUCUGAAUUCCAAGUCUUGGGUGGCAAAUGCAGGAGCUCAUCCAACAUAGCACCUCUCUCUCUGAUUUCCGUGCCAAGCAGCUGCCUUUUGGGGUCAAAUUUGAAUCAAAAGCUGUAAUCUCUAGCACACCACACUCUCCUCAAAGCUCGAGGCCUAAGAACCGGGCUGAGAAAAAUUCCAAGCUCUCCACUGGCAAGGGGAAAACCACAAUCUCAGCCCUCCGCAAAUUAUUCUUACAGAAGGUUCCUAGUUCAUAUACUAACCGUGUAAGAAAAACUGAAACAAGUGUCGAGCCUUGGAAGCACUGGGGCAAUGUUGUUUUUGUUGUAGCUAACAACAAUAAUGACAAACUCAAGCACAAUGAUUCCCAACUUUCAAGCUUUGUAAGAGAGACUUCUAACUUUCUAAGUCACAGUCACAUCUUGACACUAAUGGCCUCUUCUCCAUCAAUAGAGCCACCCAAUGGAUUACUGAUCACUGUCAAGUACCACUGUUGCAACUACAUCAAUUGACCAUAUAUGUUGACAUUUCUAAAAGCUCGUGAAGGGUUGGGCUU
Molecule: messenger RNA, 866 nt
Organism: Cuscuta campestris
Lineage: Eukaryota; Viridiplantae; Streptophyta; Magnoliopsida; Solanales; Convolvulaceae
Source: the annotation of a GenBank genome assembly